GCGCCCCCUUUCGCUCGAGGAACGACAAAGCAACGAUGAAGCACAAGCAGCCCCUGCUUGUGUUUAUGUCGGUCUUGCUGGCCUCCUGGACUGCUGCACAGUCAGAAGGCACCGUGUCACGUGAAGGCACUCACUCUUCGCACUUCUUCUCCGGUCAUCCGCCUGCGCGUGAGGAGCCUCCACCCAAGAUACAACGAUUAGGUGAGGGUGGAGGACAGACACACCGCCACGCAUCCGCAUGUUUUGUAUGCUGGCUGCAGUGGACAAGUUCACCCCUGCCUGUCGAUGGCACCUGCCCCUGACCCUCUCCCCCUUUCCCGCCACUCUGAGAGUGACCGACAUCCCCAAGAAAACCAUCGUCAAGCUCAUCUACUCGGGCCUCCCCGUCCCGCCCGUUGGCCAGGCCAACCAUGCUGACUACUGCGUGGUGCACUUCUUCGACACAGAGGGAAACAAGGCCAACACAAUCGACUUGCAGGCGCUGUGCAGUCUCAACGGGCUGUUUGACUCGGUGAGUAUCUCGUCUAUGUUUCGUGUGACGUACUUCGGGACGGUGCCGAUGCAACAUGACUGGAUUGGGUGGAGGGGGACGGCAGCCAAGAACGGCCAUGCGACGUGUCCGAUUCGCAUCAGUAAGAGACAACAACACCAAGCGAUCGUCACAUGUCCCUUAAUGGCAUGUGGGCUUGCAGAGUGCGGUACGCCCGAGACGACCAGCCCUGGCUUUGUGCCUCCGCCGUCGACCAGGCCGCCCUUUGAUUUCGAGGAUCCCACCGAAAGACCUGUCUUCAGUUUCACAACCACAGCAGUACCCACCUCGCUGCAGCCUGUGGGGAACACCACCACUGCCCCCGUCCUGACCAGCACGGCGGCCGUGCCAUCAACAACCACAGAGAGGGUUACAUCCACUGCACUGCCCAGCACCACGACUGGAAAGCCCUCGACUGUGCUGCCGACGAGCACGCCAAGCACGACGGCAGCGCCUACAUCUACAUCAAAACCAACGACGACAACACAGCGUGUGACGACAGUGAAGCCGACCACGCAUUCCCCGCCGCUUGUGACGACGAGAGAGCCGACGACAGAGAGGGUCACGUCCACUGCUCUCCCAACGCCGGCCGUCACGACAGAGAGGGUGACGUCCACGGCUCUCCCAACGCCGGCUGUCACGACUGCGGCGCCGACCACUACAGUUGUGCCUGUGAGCACCACCCCACCUCCCCCUGCUCCGGGUGCGACAGCGAGAUACACGAGGACAAUUGUCGGUUGCCUCUAUCCAUUGUGUAUUUCCCAUUUCCUCUCUGUCUCUUUCCAGCCAACAGCACUCUCUUCGUGUCCAGCUUCCUCUCUGACCUCGUCUUCUCCUACCGCGGAGACACUGGCGAACUCGACAAAGUCAUGAUCGCCCUCGACGACAAAAAUGCGGAGGUCCUGCGGGCCCCGACAGGCAUGGAUCUCUCGCCCGACGGCAUCCUGCACGUCGGAUCGUUCCUCACCGGAGGCGUGCUCAAGUUCGAUCCCCUCACCGGCGACUACCUGGGCCAUCUUGUGUCCCCGAACUCAGCAGCCAGGCUGCUGGGCGUCGUGGGGGUGGCAUUCGGUCCUGAUGGGCACCUCUACGCGACGUCAUUCCAGGCAGGGAGACGAAACACGACAACAGGAAACCACCCAGAGAGAGCCCGUGUCUCCCGUAUUGUGUCGAAUCAGGAUGCCCGUGUGGUCAAAUUUGAUGGCAAAACGGGCGAGUAUUUGGCAGAUUUCGUCACUCGCCCCAAGUCGGGCGGCCUGACGGCUCCAGCGGGUAUCAAGUUUUCCCCCCACGACGGCGACCUCUACGUGGCCUCGGCGAGCGACAGUGUGAUUUUUCAGUACAACGGCACCACAGGAAAGUUCAUCGACGUCUUCGCCUUCGACCCAACUGCAUACACAAGUAAGUACUCCUGUCAGAGACACAGCUCGCAUUCGUGUCUCUGUAUCUCAUGUCUCUCUUACACGCACAGCGACCGACCUGGCCUUCCACAAGAACGAUCUCUUCGUGACAUGCUUCGACUCAUCCGAAAUUCUCCAUUUUGACCGCCGGACCGGCACAACGAAAGGCGCCAUCAUCAACCGAGACACCGCUGGAGCCCUCAGAGGCCCACAAGGAUUGACCUUCGAUUCCGACGGCCACCUGUAUGUUGCCGAAGGCGGCCACCUCGGCUCCUCUCGUGUCCUCAAAUACUCGGUCGUGAGCGGCCCUCCUGGGGUGAGGGCGUCUUAUGAGGGUGACUUCGUGCAGCCUGGCGCGGCGGGGCUCCUUGACCCAUUCGAUGUGGUGUUUGUUGAAAGGGGGGAAGUCCUUCGGCGGCAAUCGCCGCCAAGUGGCUGACCUCGCCUGACCUGACCUGGCCUUUUCGUCUUUUUCAUUGUCCAUUUCGUUGUUUGCCGCAUGUCGUGUGUAUGUGUGAGUGAAAUGUCGUCUUGUUGUUCGCCAACGACACCGGUUGUUCUCUCUCUCACUUUGUCCACUCUGUGCUGUGCGGGGCGGGUCUGGUCUGCCAAAAGAAGGAGGGAAGGAGAGUGGUGGGUCGGGGGUAAUGCGCCUUGAUCAGUGAUUUCUGCCGAAGCUGCUGGUCGACUGCCUGACUGCCGUGUACUGUGUUCCCUGGAUGGAUGGAUGGAUGGAUGCGUGUGACCGAUCGCAGCUAAUAAGGCGGCCCCAAUGUCAUUUUUCUUAUGUGUGAUAUGAGAAGGCGCUGCCCUGGCAGCUGCGGCGCGCCGCUGUCAUGCAUGUAAGAUGGGCCAUCCAUGCAGCUGUCGUGUACAUGCUUUCUUCUGGAACACCGCCUGGCUGACAAAAUUCAGUCCACUUAAUCCAA
This is a messenger RNA of Vitrella brassicaformis, 2858 nucleotides long. The record is from the annotation of a GenBank genome assembly. Lineage: Eukaryota; Vitrellaceae.